Molecule: messenger RNA, 321 nt
Organism: Aspergillus welwitschiae
Lineage: Eukaryota; Fungi; Ascomycota; Eurotiomycetes; Eurotiales; Aspergillaceae
Exons: 1
Coding region: 12-182 (56 amino acids)
Source: RefSeq, a predicted model, not a curated record
AAGCAAACCAGAUGCACACUAGACUAGUUUACUGUUACGUGUGCAGAUGUGGAGAAAACAAGGGUCAGUUUCUGACUAGUUCAAUGGCUGGAGCUACUUCAUGUGGUUUUAGAAACUGUUCGACUCUGUUCUCCAUACUUACCACGACUACGGAGUACUUCCCUCAUACCUUUUCUUUCUAGUGAUCGACUUCGGGGCAUUGAGCCUGAGUUCCGGGAAAGGCAGCGAGUAAUACUAGAUAGUUAAAACUAGUGUAGCUGCUGAGGAAGAAAGCCCGAGAUUACUCCAUCGUGCAGAAUAUCCGUUUCCAUUCUAGAUACG